Andrographis paniculata is the source of this 1640-nucleotide messenger RNA. Its product is annotated as BAHD acyltransferase DCR-like. Lineage: Eukaryota; Viridiplantae; Streptophyta; Magnoliopsida; Lamiales; Acanthaceae. The coding region runs from base 113 to 1468 and encodes 451 amino acids. The record is from RefSeq and is a predicted model, not a curated record. The transcript has a single exon.
GGCCCCCAUACCCCUACCCCACCCCACCCUACCCACCUACCUCACUCCUCACUAACUGUUCGAGAGAGUGUCAGGCAGGCAGGCAGGUAGACUGCAGCUGAAUCCCCCAAAAAUGGUGUCAGUCGUCUCCAGAUGCACCGUCUUCCCUGCUCAGAAAUCUGCUCUGCCUGACCUCAAGCUUUCCGUUUCCGACCUUCCGAUGCUGUCAUGUCACUACAUUCAGAAAGGCUGCUUGUUCCUUCAUCCCCACUUUCCAGUCCCGGAGAUGCUCUCUCAUCUCAAGCACAGCCUAUCCAUAGCGCUGCUGCAUUUCCCGCCGCUCGCCGGACGCCUCGUCACCGACUCCGCUGGGUACGUUUACAUCACCUGCAACGACGCCGGCGUUGAUUUUAUUCACGCCGACGGGUCUCACCUUCUCGCCGGCGAUUUGGACAUUCCGGCGGGGCUCAAGGGUUUCUUCGCCUGUGACUAUUUGGUGAGCUACCAAGGGCAUUUUAGGCCGCUGUUAGCUGUGCAGGUAACGGCGUUAGCUGACGGCGUUUUUAUCGGCUGCACCGUGAAUCACGCCGUCACCGACGGGACGUCGUUCUGGAACUUCUUUAAUACGUUUGCGGAGGUCAGCCGCGGCGGGAAUUGGAUUUCGAGGUCGCCGGAUUUCAGCCGCGACUCCGUUCUGAUUUCGCCGGCGGUGCUGAAACUCCCCGACGGUGGCCCGACGGUCACCUUCGACGUCGACGCGCCGCUGAAGGAGAGGAUCUUCGGCUUCAGCCGCGACUCGAUCCGACGGCUGAAAGCCGAGGUUAAUUACGGGUGCGGAAAAUCGGAUGGCGGCGCCGGCGCCGGCGCGAUCGACUUGGUGGAGCUGAUGGGGAAGCACAGCCACGACACGCGCGGGAAAUCGACGGCUGAGAUUUCAUCAUUCCAAUCGCUAUGCGCGUUACUAUGGCGGGGAAUCACGCGCGCGCGUGACCUGCCGUCCUCCAAAACGACGACGUUUCGGAUGGCGGUGAACUGCCGCCACCGGCUGGAGCCGAAGCUUAACCCGCUGUACUUCGGAAACGCGAUCCAGAGCAUUCCGACGUACGCGACUGCGGGGAACGUCCUCAGCCAGGACCUCCGGUGGUGCGCGGCGGAGCUCCACAAAAACGUGGUGGCGCACGACGGCGCCACCGUCCGGAAAUACGUGGCGGCGUGGGAGCGGGACCCACGGUGCUUCCCGCUGGGCAAUUUCGACGGCGCGAUGAUCACGAUGGGCAGCUCGCCGAGGUUUCCGAUGUACGACAACGAUUUCGGGUGGGGAAAACCGGCGGCGGUCGGGAGCGGACCGGCGAAUAAAUUCGACGGCAAGAUUUCUGCGUUUCCCGGUCGAGGGGGGAAUGGGAGUGUCGAUUUGGAGGUGGUGUUGGAUCCGAAUACGAUGGCGGGUCUGGAGUCCGACCCGGAAUUUAUGGGAUAUGUGUCGGGAUAAUAGUAGGAAUAAUUAAUUAAUUUUAAUUUGUUUUUUGGGGUCUUUCUGGGCGGGUAUGUGUUAUUUUAUUAUUUUAAUGGUUUUAUUGUUUGUUUAUUCGUUUUGGUAAUUGAAAAUGUGUUUCUUUUAGCUUUUUAUUUUAAAUUGUUACUGGUCAAUAAUUACGUUAUUC